Messenger RNA from Bursaphelenchus okinawaensis, 1850 nucleotides. The record is from the annotation of a GenBank genome assembly. Lineage: Eukaryota; Metazoa; Nematoda; Chromadorea; Rhabditida; Aphelenchoididae.
AUGUCUCUCUUCCCUCACAGUUGGCCUCGAACUGACGGUGAUCCAUUUGAUAGUCAGUUGAUGACUGAAGACUACUAUCACGGUAAGUUGUGGUUUUACGAGAGUUUGCUUUCUUAUGUAGACAUGUUUUCUAAGGUAGAUAUUAUUGUCUUUGGUUGGUUUUCAUGCAUAGAAAGAGGUGGUUACUGUAUAAAUUGAAUGAAACUUUGUAUUUUAGGCCUUCUGCCACGUGAAGAUAUAGUGGAGAUGUUGGAAAAGAAUGGCGACUUUUUAGUUCGCAUGAGCAUUCCAGAGCCAGACCAGCCGAGACAGUUCGUUCUAUCUGUCAUGCAUGAUGAAUCUGUCAAGCAGGAAGGUGUAAGUUCAUGUUUUUACUAUAUUUUUAUACUUUUUAAACUAAUAUAUUUUUUAAAAUGUUUAAAGUAUUCAAAGUGUCGUUAUUGUAGAUUAAAACUAAAAUUUUGGUUUUAGAUACGACACUUUUGCAUUCAAGUUUCUGUAGGCGGUUACAUGAUCGAAGAUGGCCCAGCAUUCGACAGUGUGGUUCCUAUGGUCAACCAUUACUUGAGCACCAAAACAUCUAUUACCAAACGAUACUCCUGUCCAUUAAGCACUGCUGUCACUCGACGUCUUUGGCAGCUGAAGCACGAGUUAAUCCAUCCGGAGAAGAAGCUAGGUGAAGGUGCCUUUGGAGAGGUUCAAGCAGGUAAAGCUUUUGUUAGUGGCGAGAUCAUGAAAGUGGCAAUAAAGCUAGCCAAGAUGGGAUCUAUCACAAAGGAACAGAUCAGGGAAUUCAUGAUGGAAGCCAGAGUAAUGAGAGGUAUGAAUCAUCCUUAUGUGGUCAAAUUCUAUGGAGUCGCUGCCUUCCAGGACCCCUUGCUUCUAGUGAUGGAACUUGUCGACGAAGGGUCGCUGGAUAAGAUCUUGAUCAAAAAACAUCUUACUAUGAAGACGAAAACCGAGUUUUGUGUCCAAGCAUCCUGGGGCAUUGAGUAUCUUCACUCAAUCGGAUUAAUGCAUCGAGAUAUCGCUGCUAGAAACUGUCUGGUCAAUGCAGGCAAGUUGAAGAUCAGCGACUUUGGUUUAACAUCAAAGGGAACAGAAGUUUCAAUUGAUCCGAAGAAGAAGGUACCAGUAAGAUGGUGAGUUUUACUAGUGAAUAGUUUUAAAAAGUAAUGGUUUAUUGCAGGAUGGCUCCAGGAGUGAUGGCAACUUUUAAGUACACGCCCAAGUGCGAUGUCUGGGCUUAUGGUAUACUCUGCUGGGAGAUUUUUAGCGACGGACAAAUGCCAUAUAACACGCUACCACCACAAACAGUCGUCGAGCAGGUAUGUUGUUUUGAAAACUUCAUUUUCCAAAAACUAUAUUUUUUUUAAACUUGUUAAAGGUUUUUGAUGCCUUGUUAUCAAUAUUUUUGAUAUAUUUCUUCUAAUUUAACCUUGUAAUUUCAGGUAAGAUCCGGUUACAGAAUGACAUUCCCCGAGAGCACCCCUGCUGCUAUUGGACGUAUUGUACACGAUUAUGUAUGGCAACAUGACGUUCAUCGUCGACUCACAAUGGCCCAGAUCUCUGAAUGGCUGGAAAAGGUAACGGGCAUGCACCGACCAGGAACAGCAGCAACGCCAGAAGACAGGAGGAUCUCAUCUCGUAGCCCAUACACCAGCCCUUCCACGGUUUCAGUGAAUUCAGAUCGGCGAAGAGUAAUGGAUCGUACUCAAGCCGACAAGGAGUCCAAGAAGGACCGACUAUCAAGAAGGUCGUGCAAGUCAUCGAAGAAAGUACCUCAUAAAAAGAAUGGCAAGGGAAGGGCACCCAGAAUUGUGAAGAAAACCCGCACAAAUGAUGAAUGA